Messenger RNA from Bacillus rossius redtenbacheri, 1539 nucleotides. Its product is annotated as alpha-L-fucosidase-like. Bases 58 to 1449 code for a protein of 463 amino acids. NCBI's taxonomy places the organism in Eukaryota, Metazoa, Arthropoda, Insecta, Phasmatodea, Bacillidae. Gene Ontology annotation, biological process: fucose metabolic process; glycoside catabolic process. Gene Ontology annotation, cellular component: lysosome. Gene Ontology annotation, molecular function: alpha-L-fucosidase activity. The transcript is spliced from 9 exons. The record is from RefSeq and is a predicted model, not a curated record.
GUAUCUGAAAAUUCGUUGGAGAUACACCAGAGUUUGAAAAAAAAAGUUUUUCGGUGCAUGAAUCUUGUCUACUUGAACACAGUUAAAAUGUCUGCAUUAACCUCUCUGAGUGUGCUUAUUCUUCUCGGGUCAACAUGUGGCUGUACAGGAACCACUUACAAUGCCACGUGGGCUAGUCUAGACACCAGGCCCCUGCCAGAGUGGUAUGACGAUGCCAAAUUCGGAAUUUUCAUUCACUGGGGCGUCUACUCUGUCCCCUCAUUUGGCUCCGAGUGGUUUUGGAACAGAUGGGCAAAUAAUUACACAGAUUAUGUCGAGUUCAUGAAGAAAAACUACCGCCCUGGAUUCACAUACCAGGAAUUCGCCAAGGACUUUACUGCUGAAUUUUUCGACCCUAAUGAUUGGGCGGAAAUUUUCGAAAAUGCUGGAGCAAGGUACGUUGUUCUCACGACUAAACAUCAUGAAGGAUACACGUUGUGGCCUUCGAAAUAUUCUUUCAGUUGGAAUUCCAAAGACGUGGGUCCAAGCAGGGAUUUAGUGGGGGAAUUCACCAAAGCUAUUCGCUAUACUAACAUACGACUUGGAUUAUACCAUUCUCUGUUCGAGUUCUACAAUCCGCUGUACCUGUUGGACAAGGCCAACGAUGAAAAAACGCAUUUAUUUCCUGAUCGCAAGACUAUACCCGAAAUGUAUGAACUGGUGAACACUUACAAGCCGGACAUCUUCUGGUCGGACGGCGGGAUAGGUUCGAGCGACGACUACUGGAAGUCAAGGGAGUUCAUCGCUUGGCUUUAUAACGAGAGUCCCGUCAAGGACGACAUCGUCGUGAACGACCGCUGGGGGGACGACGCCAUGUGCCACCACGGCGACUUCUACACGUGCGCCGACCGCUACAACCCAGGUACGCUUCAAGCACACAAGUGGGAAAACUGCAUGACGAUCGACCAAGUUUCGUGGGGUUUCAGGCGUAACGCCAGGUUGUCAGACAUCCUCUCGACGGCCGAGCUUAUUUCCAGCUUGGUGACGACAGUCAGUACCGGGGGAAACCUGCUGCUGAACGUGGGUCCAACUAAAGACGGCAUGAUCACGCCUAUUUUUGAAGAACGUCUACAAGAUAUUGGUAAAUGGCUUAAAAUAAAUGGUGAAGCCAUUUAUUCUUCCCGGCCAUGGACUACACAAAGAGACACAGUGACUUCAGAUGUGUGGUAUACUCAAAACAAGAACAGCACAGCAGUCUACGCGACGGCACUUAGUUGGCCGAAAGGUCGCAAAUUGGUCCUUGGAGCUCCAAGUCUAUUGAACAAUGCAACAGUGCAUUUGUUGGGACACUCCACUGCAUUGAAGUGGGCUGCAGUGGCAAAUGGAAUCCAGAUAACUUUUCCAAGUAAAGAAGAUGUCUCAAGCCAAUGGGCUUGGACCGUGAAGUUAACUAAUGUGCAGAAGAAAUAAAUAUUUCAAUGUACAUAAAUGUAACAUAAUUUAUGCUACACAAAUUUGUUGAUGUAUAUGAAAUUGAGGAUAAAUGUGAACUGCAGUAAA